Molecule: messenger RNA, 2190 nt
Organism: Sceloporus undulatus (fence lizard)
Lineage: Eukaryota; Metazoa; Chordata; Lepidosauria; Squamata; Phrynosomatidae
Gene: UPP2
Product: uridine phosphorylase 2
Exons: 7
Coding region: 656-1399 (247 amino acids)
Biological process (GO): nucleotide catabolic process; uridine catabolic process
Cellular component (GO): cytosol; cytoplasm
Molecular function (GO): uridine phosphorylase activity
Source: RefSeq, a predicted model, not a curated record
AGAGAGACAUUUGGGCUGAGGUACCACACCUUCAAGAGCAGCCAAUCUCUGAUCUCCAGAGCUCAGUUGAAGAAGAUUCUGGUAUUUCUAGCAAUGCAGCUGCAGGAGACAGCUAUUUCGCGUCCGAGGCACAAGACAGGCACUGUUGACUUGGGUCAUUCCUGUUAAAUAUUUGGAAAUACAAAAGAACAUCAUUUUAUCAGAGAGCGGCUAUAAAUACAUACACUCCUGUACUACUACAGGUUACUAUUUUGUUUGUGUCUGCUGGAGUGUUGUCCUGUGAAAGUUGGGCAGGAUGACAUUCUUUUUAGCUGAUUCCAACAAGCCCAUUCAGACUGAAAGGAAAAAUUACAAUGGGAUGGAGCCAUGGCGGUCAAAUUGCAUUAUUUCUACAGUGCAGAUGUAAAGAGAGGGUUGACAACACUGGUCUCCUUGCUCUGUCUUGAGCUAGAGACACCAUCAGCUUUCUCUCACUCCUUUUUACAGACCUCUUUCAUCAAUUUGCCUUCUUUGUGCUCCUGGCUGGCUUCCUCUAACUACCAAACAGAGAAAGAACUGGUUUAAAAAACAAAGAUGUCUAGAUCAGAGCUUGGAAAGUUAUUUUUUUUAAAAAAAGAGCCAACUUGUUUAUGUUAAGAACCCGCAUUUGGACUUAAUGGAUGAAGAUAUCCUCUAUCACUUAGACUUAGGGACCAAAACACACAAUCUGCCAGCCAUGUUUGGUGACAUAAAGUUUGUCUGCAUGGGUGGGAGCCCAAACAGAAUGAAAGCUUUUGCUGAGUUCAUGCAUAAAGAACUUGGACUCAAAGGAGAUGCCAAAGAUGUGACAGAUAUUUGUGCUGGGACAGAUCGGUACUGCAUGUAUAAGGUUGGCCCGGUUCUCUCCAUCAGUCAUGGAAUGGGUGUUCCUUCCAUUUCCAUCAUGCUUCAUGAACUAAUCAAAUUGCUACACCAUGCAAAAUGCUGUGAUGUUACCAUUAUACGCAUCGGUACUUCAGGGGGAUUAGGGAUUGAUGCCGGCUCUGUUGUAAUAACAGAUAAAGCAGUGGAUUCAUUUUUUAAGCCGCAGUUUGAACAGGUGAUACUGGACAAUGUGGUUGUACGAAGCACUGAAUUGGACCAAGAGCUGGCAGAAGAAUUACUAGAAUGCAGCAGAGAGAUAGAGGAUUUUCCAACACUUGUCGGCCAUACAAUGUGCACCUAUGAUUUUUAUGAGGGUCAGGGACGAUUAGAUGGAGCAUUGUGCUCAUUCUCCAAUGAGAAAAAGCUAGAGUACUUAAAAAGAGCAUACGAUGCUGGAGUUAGAAACAUAGAAAUGGAGUCUACUGUAUUUGCCGCCAUGUGCAGGCUUUGUGGCCUUAAAGGUAAGUCAGAGGGCAUAUUUAUUCUCUUUUGCUAAUGCUUCCUCAGGGCCACCCACCCCCUAAUCUCUCGUAAGCACAAAGUACUUAAUUGAUGUUUUACUGUCUCUGUAACACCAGUUUACUUAAGAUUUUACCUUGCUAGCUGUCCAUACUUUUCAGUUGCGGUGGAUAAUUUUCAAUAACAGAAAACAUGUGUCUGGACUAUAACAUUUUCUACUGAAAAGGGGGGUUCAUGAUUGAAUGUUCUUCCCUACAAUAUAGACAUACACACACACAUAUAUAUCUAUAGAUAGAUGACAUGUUGAGAGGGCCCACAGGAGGCUAGCGAUCUGUGGGUUUGAGCAUUCAUGGCUUGCCAUGCUCCAUGUUAUUCAGUGGCAGCAUAUGUCUACAGAUGUGCUGACACAGGUCUGUGUGUGUUGCUGCCCACUGAAUAAUAUGGAGUGUGACUGUCCACAUUUUUUCCCAUCUGCAGGGGACCUGGAACUGAACCCCUAUGGAUGCGAUGGGUCCACACUAUUAAGAGUGUAUCAACACUACACAGUUAAAGAAAUCUGAUACAACUUUAACUAUUAAGGCUCCAAACUGUGGAAUCCAAGGAUUUGAUGUUUGAUGAAGUAUUUAGAUUUCUGUGCUUACACAGCUCUUAUGCUAUAGCCUAGUAUGAUAUGAGAAUUCUAAGGACUUCCCCAAACUAGAUUUCCCAGCAACCAAUGUGGUAUUACUGUUGUUGCUGCUCUAGCACUGUAACAUCGGCACAUGGAUGGAUUCAGUUAUGGUUUUGGAAUACAGCUUCAGAAUCCCACACCAGGGGACUUAUCACACA